Molecule: messenger RNA, 940 nt
Organism: Asterias rubens (European starfish)
Lineage: Eukaryota; Metazoa; Echinodermata; Asteroidea; Forcipulatida; Asteriidae
Exons: 3
Coding region: 26-940 (304 amino acids)
Source: RefSeq, a predicted model, not a curated record
AAAAAAACUCCGGACGUAAAGUGAGAUGGAUGACCGAAGGACCAGGCGGAACUUCCCUCCUGUCUCCCCAUCAAAACCGCGGACAUUUCCCCCUCUGGAAUACGCAAGCUUGGGCAUAAGAAUGCUCACUUAUCAAACAGUAUUAAUCGCCACUGCUCUGCUCGUUUUUAGCAAUUGUGGUGUGACAGCAUCCAAGCGACAGAUAACCAAUGUGGAUCUCCGGACAGGAGUGGUAGAGGGCGAGACACAGCACGCCCGGUUCUUAGUCUACCCGACCCCAUCAAGAACUGGCCGGUGCGACGGUCAAGCCGUGGCCCAAAUCGACUUCUCCGGACCCUACAAAGUAGCCAGAUUGAUGCUCCGUUAUGAAGACGUCGAGCCCCAGGAUUGGACGCUGGACGUAUCCGACUCUGCAGCCGGGGACGGCUUCGGCGGGGACGGUGAUGAGAUCAGCAAUAUGGCGGAAACGCAAGUCCACAACAGACAGAUGCGCGUUUAUAGUAACAGCCUCCCAGGACACACCGUGGCCACCAUAAACGGCGGGCUGCUCCUCAAAGUUGUCGACGAUGUCGUGACGGCGGGGACAACUUUAGUUAUUGAAAUCUCAGACGAGAGGUUACGAUGGAACAAUAAUGAGUCCAUACGGGGAUCUAUUGAUAGUAGAUAUUUGUACACUCUGUCGGGACAGGCACCAGUCUAUGGACAAGUGGAUUAUUUCAUUUAUGCGGGAUUUAACCGAGUUCCCGCGACGACUACACGGAAUGGUACGGGUCUGUGCUCAGCGAGCAUCAUUAUGGUCAAGUCAAAAGCACAUAGACUCGCCAGAUCACCAAUCAAAGCGGAAGAAGUUUUGGCCCUCCUCUGCCAGACGAAGAUGCUUCGAGUGGAUUCUGUGGAGACGCGUGGGCAAUCCGUGGGCAAUCCGUAUCUCUUGAGCUAA